Messenger RNA from Aspergillus costaricaensis CBS 115574, 1208 nucleotides. RefSeq lists its product as uncharacterized. The coding region runs from base 1 to 987 and encodes 328 amino acids. Lineage: Eukaryota; Fungi; Ascomycota; Eurotiomycetes; Eurotiales; Aspergillaceae. The record is from RefSeq and is a predicted model, not a curated record. The transcript is spliced from 5 exons. Gene Ontology annotation, molecular function: arylformamidase activity.
AUGUCGUCGGGUAAUCCUAGUCAGUCGCCUUUCGAUGUACCAUUUGAUGAGCUGCCGAACCCAAAGCAAAUAUGGGUUGGCAAGCCAGGAAGCCGCGAAGAAGGAUUAGGGAAGCUUGCGAUCUUGACCCCCGAGGUGGUGGCCAAUGCUGCUGCCACUGAAAUCAAGACCGGGCGACGGGUGACGAUGGGUUGGGAACUGACCAAGUUGGAUUAUCCUAAUCUGAACCGUCAACCAUGCCACCAUCAGAUCAUUCCGCUUUUGGGCGGUGUGGCUUUCGACGAUGUCUAUACCAUGAAUCCUCAACAAAGUAGCCAGUGGGAUGGUCUGCGGCAUUUUUCGCAGACGGUUGAGGGCCAAACUGAGCGUGUGUUCUAUGGUGGCGCAAGCGUCGAGGAAAUCAAUGAUCGAACGAACAAUCGGAUCGGCUUGCAGCAUUGGGCCAAAGAAGGGAUUGCUGGUCGCGGGGUAUUGAUCGAUUAUGCCACAUGGGCAGAAAAGAGGGGAAUCAGAUACAGCACAUUUUCGACACAUCAAAUCCGGCUUUCAGAUAUCAAGGAAAUUGCCAAGGAGUGUGGCAUUACUCUUCAAAAGGGCGAUAUACUUUUUGUUCGCAUUGGAGUGACGAAGGAAUGGGAUACCACCAUGACAGAUGACCAGAAGCGGCAAUACUCGGACAAUCCGAGCCCGGAGCAUGCAGGUGUCGAGGCAACUACGGAUGUGCUGCGAUGGCUUUGGGAUACCGGGUUCGCCGCGAUUGCCAGCGAUGCAAUUAGUUGGGAGGUUUACCCACCCCAGUCGCCUGAUUUGUUCCUGCAUGAGUAUGUACUUGCGGGCUGGGGCAUGCCAAUCGGAGAGCUGUUUGAUCUAGAAGCACUGUCUCAAGUUUGCCAAGAUCUCCAGCGCUGGUCUUUCUUUGUGGCAUCUAUCCCCUUGAACAUGCCCGGAGGGGUAUCUUCACCCCCCAACAUCAUGGCUAUAUUCUAAGCCGGAUCUACCGACAGCGCUUUAGUUUGGGGCCAAACCGCUUGUACACGACAGCCACGGACGCUAAAAGCGGAUCAUAUUUUCCGAAUUUCCUUCUCCCAUAUUCGUGACGAAAUUCUGGAGGUGGAGACCUUCAAAGGCUACACAUAGCCGAGAUGGAAAUAAGGAGGGACAAAUGGAAGUGGGGAUGAAGUGUGUAGUAAGUGCGCUUAGAAUAAGCG